AUGUUUACCAAAACUUUGGAGUUUGUCCUCGUGGGCCUAAUAUUGUUCCACUUGCUUUUGUCGCCGUACACCAAAGUCGAGGAGUCGUUCAAUGUUCAGGCGAUUCACGAUAUCCUCAACUAUGGAGUUUACCCCAGAGAAGUGUUGCAGAACUACGACCACGUUGAGUUCCCUGGCGUGGUGCCUCGGACGUUUGUCGGAAGUUUGGUCGUAGCUGGAUUUGUGAAAUUGACCGAUUUGGUGUACUCCUUAUUUGCUCAAACAUCCUUCGUUGCAGAUAUGAACCAGGGCCAAUUGCAUGUUCAGGUGAUUGCAAGAGCCGUUCUUGGUCUCGCCAAUGUGUUUGGCAUUGUGUCGCUUAGAAGGAGUCUCGAUAAGAUUUCGGGGCGCUCGAAGCUUUUGGGUUUCGUCUAUACCCUCAUGUUCUUGUCCCAGUUCCAUAUCCUAUUUUAUGCCACUAGAACAUUGCCAAACUUCAUCGCGUUGCCUAUGGUCAAUUAUGCUUUGAGCAAGAUCUUGCUUGGAGACAUGUCUGGUUUGAGUUGGCUCGCUUUCUGUGGAGUUGUGUUUCGCUUGGAGGUCGGCAUCUUCGCUGUAGUAAUUGCCUUGGUGUCUUCAUUAAUUUUCGGCCAGUCCAACAUUUUCAGCAACUUCAUGUAUUUGGCCGUUUCUUCAUGUGUGGGCGCCGUUGUUUCGGGUAGCAUCGACUCUUAUUUCUGGGGUCACUCCGUCUUGCCAGAAUUGUCUGCGUUCUUGUUCAACGUAGUGGAGGGUAAGCUGGUCGAGUGGGGCAUCGAACCCUACACUGCCUACUUUGUCAAGUAUAUUCCCAAUUUUUUCCGCCCUCCUCAUGUCUUGUUCUUGUGUCUUUUCGGGUUAAUGUCUGACCCUGCCCGGGCUGUUUCUACGGAAUCAAAGCAAAAAAACAAAGAGUCGCCCCGCCAAACCCACAAUUCUUUGCGAAUCUUGUCCGUAUCUGCCCUUCUUUAUGUGGCAACAAUGUCGUUCCAGCCUCACAAGGAAUGGAGAUUCAUCGUUUACACAAUCCCAAUCUUCAAUGCCUUAGCUGGUAAUGGUUUGUUACAUUUGUGGAAUGGACUCACCAAACUGAAUGCUCAUAAGAUAUUGUUUGUUUUGAUGAUUGCAAGCACGGUUGUCGCAUUCGCUAUCUCGUCUUUCAUGAGCUUUGCUUCAAGCUACAACUAUCCAGGUGGUCAAGCUAUUAAUUGGGUUAACAACUACGUUUCGCCAAAGCUUGAAAAGCAGAACAUUAUUGUCCAUAUGGACGUCCCUGCUUGUAUGACUGGUAUCACAAGAUUCACUCAAUUGGGCGAUGAAAGAAUUACUUAUGACAAAACAGAGACAGAUGCUGCUUUGGCACUGAUCUGGAAGGAUGUAAACAUUCUCAUCACGCACAAAAACUUAGAUGUUGCUAAUACUGUAUCUUAUGAUGCUUCCAAGUGGCAAAAAGUCAAAGAGAUCCCUGCGUUCUCGUCAGUUAGAGGCUUAAGGUUUGUGAAAGAUGUAGUUGAUACUGUCAAAAACCUGGACACAAGAACUCAUCUCAUAACUGCAAUUCUUUCAGAACUCAAAGAAGCGAGAUUUGACAGCUUUCAGGCCUUCAUCGAGAAAUCCAUUACACUUCAAACAUAUCUCAGAGUCUACGAGAGAGUUGCACCAGAAGACAAAAGGUUUGAAAAUUCGAAAGUUAUCAAUGAUUCUCUGCCUGAAAAUGGUAAGGAUGACCUUGUAAUCGGUGACAUUGAUCCAAAUUUGAUUGAGGCUGAACUCAACAAUCAAAUCGACCUGUUGGAAAAUGACGAAGUCACUCGUUUCAUAGAUGAGUUGUAA
Messenger RNA from Australozyma saopauloensis, 1851 nucleotides. RefSeq names its product dolichyl-P-Man:Man(7)GlcNAc(2)-PP-dolichol alpha-1,6-mannosyltransferase (gene ECM39). Gene Ontology annotation, molecular function: alpha-1,6-mannosyltransferase activity. Gene Ontology annotation, cellular component: endoplasmic reticulum membrane. Gene Ontology annotation, biological process: protein N-linked glycosylation. The transcript has a single exon. The record is from RefSeq and is a predicted model, not a curated record. The coding region runs from base 1 to 1851 and encodes 616 amino acids. Lineage: Eukaryota; Fungi; Ascomycota; Pichiomycetes; Serinales; Metschnikowiaceae.